CAUGUCUCUUAUCAUCCACGUUGGCAUAAAUGAUUUUCAUCUCUUUAAUGACGUAUCUGGGAGCCUGGGUAGGAGCAGCAUGAUAAAAAUUUUGGCGGGAAAUCUUUAGCUUCGCGUUGACUUCCCUUUCGAGACGAACAACGUGAAAAUGCCAUUUUGGGAAAAAACCACACCAGCUGUUGAUAAACUUGAGCAAUCGUUAAAAUGUCACAUUUGCCAACAUUUGAUGAAGGAUCCUUACUCCAUCAAAAAUUGUGACCACUCCUUCUGCAGAUCAUGCAUCACAAAGGCUGUAAAUGAAGAUUCAAAAUGUCCAGAGUGUGGAUCUAUUGCAUGGGUUAAAGAUUUGCAAGUGAAUAGAGAGCUAGCUGGUACAAUUGAAUUUUGUCUUGGAAUGAGAAAUGUAAUUGCAAAUCAUCAGAUACAAGGUCCUAGUAUAACUGAUGAAUCUAGAACCAAAUCUUUUGACAAUGAAGAUGACAAAGGAGAUAAUAGGAAAGAUAUAGAAAACAGCCCAAGCUGGCCAAUGUCUGGAGUACAAGCAAAAAAAUCAACGAAGACCUAUGGCAAAAAGAAGAAAAGAUCUGCAGAAACAGCAGCAGAAACAAUGCCUGCUUUUCAGGAAAUUUCUGCUGAAAAGACUGAUUUUGUCAAUAGCAAGAACUUUGAUGUUUACAAUGAAGAUUGUGUUUUAGACGUUGAGAACAACUUUUUUAAAGAUGUGCCAGCUACAGGUCAGGGAGAUUGUAGCAGCAAAAAUUCAGUCAAUGAACAGUCUGCCUCCAGUUCCACAGACAUAAAGUCAGUUAUGCCAAUCGAUCAGAAGUGUACUGAAGCAAAUCAGAAAGAUGGGUCUUUCAAAUUGAAAGACAAGAUAUCCUCCGCAACCAAAAAAACUGCCAGUCAUAUUCAAGGGAGGAAAGAACGAGCGAAAAGAUCGGUUCGAACAAGCAAUCCCAGCCCCAAAGAGGCUUGUCGUUCUGUGUGCUCUGUGACGAAAGUCAACAAAAAAGGCGAAACACCUUUGCAUGUUGCUGCUAUUAAGGGCAAGUAUGACCAGGUUCGAGAACUGCUUGAGAAAGGAGCUGACCCAAAUGCCAAAGAUUUUGCUGGAUGGACACCUUUACACGAGGCAUGCAACCAUGGGUGCCUCGAGAUCGUUCAGCUUCUGCUUGAUAGCGGGGCUUUUAUUGACGUGCCUGGUUGCGACCACGAUACUCCACUUCACGACGCAAUCGCAAAUAGCAGGCUGGAAGUUGCAGAGUUUUUGAUAUCCAAAGGUGCAUCUCUGGAUGUGAGAAAUAAACAAGGACUCUUACCGAUGGACUACGUAAGAUCUAGUGCAGUGAAAGACCAACUGAUGCUGGCAGCCACAAUGGCUCAAGAAAACAGAGAGGCGAACGUGUCAAUAAAUCUCUCUGGCAAGAUUAAAACAAACCAUUGCAUGCCAAAAUGCAUCCUGCAAACUGGCCUUGAUCAGAACAAAAAGGAAAUAUUGGCAAGAUGUACAAAGCGCCUCGGCUGUGAGCUUGUUGAUGAAUUUAGCAGUCAAGUCACACACGUGGUCACCAAUGUUGAUGAUCAACUCAUUUGCAGCCGCACCAUCAAGUAUUUUCAUGGAAUAUUGACUGGCAAAUGGAUAGUUUCCUUUCAAUGGAUAGCUGACAGUCUAAAGAAACAUCACUGGGUAGACGAAGAGCCGUAUGAAGUUAGGGGCUGCCAAGAAGCCAGUGAAUCAGCCCCCAUGAAAGCAAGACUAAACGCAGCCAAGCAGUUCCCGCCACUGUUUGAUGGCUGCUCCUUCUUCUUCAGUGGCGAUUUCAAAUCACACCCAUCUAAGCCUGAUCUUCUUUCCCUCGUCCAGUUUGGAGGAGGAACCAUACUUCAUCGUGAACCAAAGCCAGAAACAUCACAUCCACUCAUCACCCCGUCCUCCCCGGCGGUCAUGAAAAUGAUGUCAUUAAAAGUGCAGGAAUCGCCAACAAUAGCAUACCACGCAAAGCCGAAUACGUCACAGUCUCAUUGCACCCAGUUUAUCAUCUUCGAUCCUGUGUCUUGUCCUGAUCACAAGCGGCUUAGCACCCCUAUAAUGUGCACAGCCCCUUCCACUUGGAUCUUAGACUGUAUCUCAAACUUUGAGCUUUUAGAGGUAAGGGAUGCCUAAGGUCCACAAAAGAGAAUCAGUGAAAUUUUCAUUUGUUAUUAACAAUUUCUAAAAUAAUCCGUUUUGUAAAAUGAAUAUUGUUUUUUCAAUCUCAUUUGACAGUGACUACAACACUCAAAUUUCAAGUCGUGUUUGUGUCUUCAAUAUUACAUUUGACCUUGGUCAAAGAUGCAGUAAAGUUUUUAAAGUUAUCGCAAUGGUUGCUUUAGAAAUUUCUCAAAAUUAUCUGCAUUGUAGCUGCGUUUUCUAGAUGAAUCCGUGGUUGUUUAACGCAUGUACGCUUGACAGGCAGACAAGACAUUUUUCUAUUUCCAUAUUUGAUCACAUAGAAUAAAAAUCCUCUAGUUUUAUUUGAUAAUCGAGGCAGUUGUGUAAACAAAUCUAUUUGACAAAUUUUCAAUAUUUGUCAACUAAAUUACAUUGGAUUUCAAAAGUUUUGGUAGCUUGUGUAUAUAGUUAGCUCAAGCAAAACAUUGUAGCGAAUUUCAGUCAGAUUCAUUUAUUUAGCUUAAUGACAAAAUUCUACUAGUAGGAUUUCUUUCACGGCAUUUUUUUUAUAUUCUGAACGGUUUUUAUGUUUACGCUAUUUUUUAACUUUUUUAACUUUUUUUUGAUUUUCGUAAAGAUUACCGCAACGAAUGAUUACAGAAACGAAACUUCAAAGAGCGCGGCAAAAGAUUUAAGUCCAACCCUGCAGCUAGUGACUG
This is a messenger RNA of Rhopilema esculentum, 2871 nucleotides long. Its product is annotated as BRCA1-associated RING domain protein 1. Lineage: Eukaryota; Metazoa; Cnidaria; Scyphozoa; Rhizostomeae; Rhizostomatidae. Gene Ontology annotation, cellular component: BRCA1-A complex; BRCA1-BARD1 complex. The record is from RefSeq and is a predicted model, not a curated record. Gene Ontology annotation, biological process: protein K6-linked ubiquitination. Gene Ontology annotation, molecular function: ubiquitin-protein transferase activity; protein binding.